Dermatophagoides farinae (American house dust mite) is the source of this 2484-nucleotide messenger RNA. RefSeq lists its product as uncharacterized. Gene Ontology annotation, cellular component: nucleus. Gene Ontology annotation, biological process: regulation of transcription by RNA polymerase II. The record is from RefSeq and is a predicted model, not a curated record. NCBI's taxonomy places the organism in Eukaryota, Metazoa, Arthropoda, Arachnida, Sarcoptiformes, Pyroglyphidae.
UAUACUGGCAAUAUAUUCUUUUCAAUUCUUUAAAUUAUUCUGGCAUUAUCAUUCGCCCUUAAUUUUAUUCAGCUAAUCGUUUAAAUAAAGGAUGGAGGAAUCUCGAAAUGAUUUGCUUAAAUUUUUUAUUCAAUAUAAUGACGAAUCUGUUCCGCAAAUCAUGCAAAUUCCAUCACAAUUGUCCGAAAAAUCAAGUGAAAAAUUCAUUGAACAAUUGAAACAAUUUAUUAAUCUUCUACUACAUUUUCGAUACAUGUCGAUGUAUAUGAAAAAACAUUUAGAUUCAAUGAUGGAUGAUAAAUCGGUGGAACCAUCCACUCAACUUGCGAAAUCGUUGGUCUACGAACUCAGUGAAGAUAUACAAUUCUGUUCGGAAAAAUUCGCUCAACUGAUUGAUUCUUCGUCAUUUUUUGAUUUUGUUCAUAAACGUGAACGAUUCUAUUUGGAGAAUAUGGAUUCAUAUUUUCCAUUUAAACGUGAUAAUUGCCAAAGCGGUAAUAAAAUGACGGUGUUCAAUGAACAUCACAAUCAAAAUGAUUCGAUUGCUGUGGAACUAAUUCCGAAUGAUAUUGUUGUUAUCAAUCAUGAACCUGAUUCAACACAUAAUUCGAAUGAUGAUUCAGCAUCAAUAUUAACUGACCAAUCACAUCAUCAGAUUAAUUUAUUGUAUUCAAAUCCAUCGCAAUCAUCCUCAAGUCAACCACAAGAUGUUCAUGCAACUCUUUUGGAUGGCCUUUUGUCCUCGGCUGAUAAUCAACAACAUCAUUCAACCGACAAUCUUUCACAGACGCAAGCAACUAAACGACCUCCCAAUGAUGAUGGUGAUAAACGUCGUCAGUCAAAACGUUCGAGAUCAUCGACCAAAGUAUCAACCAUAGAACAAGAGGAUGAUCAGUCUACCGGAUCGAUUGGAACCACAGCCACCGAUUUGUUGCUAGUUGAAUUUCAUUGCCAAUUUGAAGGCUGCCGAUAUCGAUCAAAGUCUUUAUCCCAGGUAAAAGAUCAUGAAAACCGUCGUCAUGUUCAACAGGUACAACCCUGUCAAUACGAAGGCUGUAAGGCAGUGUUCAAUGGAAAAGAAGAACUUGAUUCACAUAUGUCAAAUGAACAUUUGAAUUUAAAACUCCAGUGUGAAAUUGAUGGCUGUGAACAAUUGUUUCCUAAUGUAUCACGAUUACGGCAACAUAUUAAAGAUGAACAUAGGCCAUCAACAAUCUGUAGUAAUCCGGAUGGUGCAACAGACCAUUUUACUUGCCGUAAUUGUGGCAAAAGUUUUGCAAGACGUAAAUAUUUACAUAAACAUAUUAAACGGAUGCAUGACAAUGUAGAAAAAGCAUCGAAGAAAAAAUCCACAACAAAAGGCAAAAAGCCGAAAUCUGUUUCAGAGGAUCUUCCAUAUUCGCCAACCUCUGGUUCGAAUGAAGCUGAUGAUAAUGAUGAUGAUGAUGAUGAUGAUGGUGAUGAUCAUGAUCAUGAUGAUGGUGGUGGUAGCAAUAAUGACAAAGAUGAUGAUACUAUUGAAAUUGGUGAUGAUAAUUGUGACAAUGAAAAACAAGAACUCUUGUCUAAAUCUAAGAAAAAAUCCACAUCAAUCUUUGAAUGUUCAAACGAAUCCUGCGCUGAAACAUUCACAGAAAAAUCAAAAUUGAAUCAACAUGUUCGAGAAAAACAUAGGAUCGAAUAUUUGACCUGUAAAUUUUGCGAUAAACUUUGUCCAACACGCAAUAGCCUUACUAAUCACAUUUGGAUCAUGCAUGAAGAGGGCGAAUAUCGGUGUCCGUUUGAAAAUUGUGAUUUUACAUCGAAAUUUCGUAGAAAUCUACUUAAUCAUAAAAAACUACGUCAUCAAAGACAUCGUAAAUGUCCUAUUUGUGGUGAAUUGAUAAUCGCUUCACGGUUUCAACGUCAUAAAAGCAGUCUACACAAAAUUAAAAAUUAUACCUGUUCAUGGCCCGAUUGUGGUAAAGCAUUUGCCGAUAAUUCAGCCCUAAAGAAUCACGUGCGUAUUCAUUUAAAUUUUAAACGUUUCAAAUGUAAAUGGCCCGACUGUGGUUAUGCAUCUGAACAACGUUUCACCGUUAUUACACAUAUUCGUGUCUGUCAUUUCAAAUUACCUCGAACGAAAAAGAAACAAAUGGAAUUGAACAUAGUACAGGAUGAACAAACACAGAAUCCUUAUGAUUACCUAGAAACAUGUCGUGAGGAUAUUUGCAUCUAAAUUUGAUUUAUUUAAUUAUUUCAUUCAUCAUCGCGAUGAUGAUAAUGUUCUUUUUGAUGAAAAAAUUAAAAUUUUAAUUCUGAAAAUUUUUCGUUUUUCAUAAAUCUUUACGUUGUGCUGGGACCACCAUGUGUGUGUGUGUGUGUGUGUGCACAUUGGAUAUUGGCCUUUUGUCGUCUAUCCUAUUGUUCCGGUUUUCGAUUGUCAUUCAAAUGGAGGUAUGUACGGCUCAAUCGAAAUGAACAAUGGUAUCAAUAUAUUGUUCG